Messenger RNA from Drosophila bipectinata, 2315 nucleotides. Its product is annotated as glycerol kinase 3. The record is from RefSeq and is a predicted model, not a curated record. Gene Ontology annotation, biological process: carbohydrate metabolic process. Gene Ontology annotation, molecular function: kinase activity; phosphotransferase activity, alcohol group as acceptor. NCBI's taxonomy places the organism in Eukaryota, Metazoa, Arthropoda, Insecta, Diptera, Drosophilidae. Gene Ontology annotation, cellular component: mitochondrion.
UAUAUAUCGAUGGUAACGAUGUUUUGAAAACAUCCAAAAAAGCGACAACUACCAACAACAAAACACGGUUUGGGCAUUUUACACCGCUCGCCCACAAUAACACCGAAUAGCACGUGUCCGUGGACACUGGGCAGCCAAUAAUGAGCAACGGCCAGUAUGGAAGGUUCGGAGCACUCAUUGGCGUUGCGUACGUGAGCAGCACCCACUGCCGAUUCCUGGUUUACUCAACCAAGAAUGCCGAAGUCCUGGCCUACCAUGAGCUGAAGCUGCGUCAGAUUGUCCACCAGGCAGGCUGGCUGGAAUAUGAUCCUGUGGAGAUAUGGAAGCUUAUGCAGGAGUGUAUCGAGACUGCGUACAAAAAUCUGGUGAUAUUGGAAAUAAAUCCGCAGGACAUCAUAGCCGUUGGAAUAGCGAACCAAAGAGGAACCUCUGUGCUAUGGAACAAGCAAACGGGGCUUCCGCUGUAUAACGCCAUCGGCUGGUCCGACUGCCGUAGCACUUCCAUUCUGAAAACCUUGCUCCAUAAUGUCCGGCAUAAUGUGGAUUACGUGAGGUAUCGCAGCGGGUUGCCGUUGAGCAGCUGCUUCAGCGCCCUGAAAAUAAGAUGGCUUACGGAUCAUGUUUCGACUGUUAAGAGUGCAAUAGCGGAGGAGAAUUGCCUGUUUGGCACACUGGACUCAUGGCUUCUUUGGAAUCUAACCGGGGGAGUGGAGAGCGGCGUUCAUUCGACCGAUGUUACAAAUGCCCACUACACCUCGCUUAUGAAUUUGUCCACGGAGCAGUGGGACCCCAAGCUCUGCCAGUUCUUCAAACUGCCCAUGAAUAUACUGCCACGGAUUCGUUCCAACUCGGAGAUCUUCGGUUACGUCCUGGAGGGUCCCUUGCUGGGCAUUCCAAUUGCUGGAGUUAUGGGUGAGCAGCCCGCUUGCCUGUUGGGUCAGCUGUGCGUUAAGGCUGGCCAGAAUGUAUGCACAUUGGACGACAGUUGCUUUGUGCUGCUGAACACCGCCAAGGAGAAGCUCGACUCUGCCAACGGACUGAUCACGGGAAUCGCACAUAGGCUGGGCGCAAAAGAGGCUACCAACUAUACCCUGGAGGGUGCUAUUUCCAACUCUGGAUCCACCAUCACUUGGUUGCGGGAGACGUUGCGAAUUAAUACCGAAAUAAACUCAAACGACAACGUGGUAGAGUCUUUGAACACUUUCAUUGGCGAGAACUCGAUGAUUUCGUCCUCCUGCUCGUCUUCUAUGCUAAAUGCCGAGUGCGGAUUAGCGGCCAAGCGUUCAGAAAUCACAUUCGUACCGGCAUUUCAUGGGUUGUAUGCUCCCUAUUGGCGUCACGAUGCCAGAGGCAUUCUUCUUGGGCUGACCAGUCAGACAACGUCAGAGAACAUUACUCAAGCAGCAUAUGAGGCUACUGGGUUUCAAAUAUACGAAGUGCUGCAGGCAUUUAGAAAGGACACGCCUAACUGGCGUCGUUCCUGUAUGCAGCCAGUGCUCACGUUUGGUGGUGAUUGUGCCGAGAACACGCAUCUUGUUCAGUUUAUAGCUGACAUCGUUGGCCAUAUGUUGGAGCGCCCACAGACGACAUCCCCAGCAGGACUAGGUGCGAUGAUAGCCGCCGGUAUCACCAUGGAUGUGGUAUCUCUGCAAUACGCUGCGAAAAUGUAUGCUCCGCCUACGGACGUCUUUUCCCCGACAACUACACAGAACCGUCGAGAGCUACUCUACAAGCGCUGGUCUUAUGCAGUAAAGAAAUGCCUGCAUUGGAAUAAUUACGAGACUUAUGAGGCCGAUGUGGAACUCUUCGCCCAACGAGAGCUAGACCCAAAUUAUUCUGUUCGUCGUUCAAUACCCGGUAGUUUGUUCCUGACCACAUCGUUCGCCCUGCUUCUGUUGGCCAAUUACCUAAAGAACAACCCGUUAAACUAAUGGUCGCCAACUGGGAAAGCGGAAGCUGCAGUUAAAUCUAGUCAACCGAACACGUUCAGUGCGCAUUCAAAAUUUAUUGUUUAGUUUAGCAUAUAAUCUUCUAUAGUUAACUUGAAUGUAUGUAUAUAUAAUUCUAUUAGUUUUUUCUGCCUCGUUUUUUAGAACAAAUCUUUGUGAUUCACCUAUAUACAACAUUUUAGACUUAUACUUUUUCGUAAGAUCAUAAUGUUCUGCUAUGUUAGGCAAUCAAUUAUAUUCCUUGUGAAAUCUAAAGACAAUUGUUAAAGCUGCUGGAAGAUUAGCACAAAAAGUCUGCUUCCUAAAACCCAUAUGCAUGUGCUAUAGAAAUUCGAAUUGAGUAAACCGAGGAAAUGUGAAAGCAAA